UCAUUUCCCACCAAUUCAAAUAGGACCAACCACAUUAAGCGCAGGUAUUACUGACAUAGUUUGAACUAAGAUCGCGAUAGCCGACUAGAUAGCGAUAAAUCUAAAUGUUGGUGUAAUAAAUAUUGUGAAUUUAGUCCGUAUCCGCCGAGUCGAAAAAAAUACAAAAAAAAAAAGAAUGGUAUCAGAUGGCAGAUAUUCUAUCGUUAAAAGUCAGCUACUGAAGAGUUAUCAUUCAGUAAUCGCUUGACUGAGGUGACUCUCGGAGCCCGAAAAACACAGUGAAUAUGAGCUCGACUACGUCUUGUGUACUCCUUGCGAUUUGUAUCGCCGUCGCGAUCCCGUCCGGAGAUGCCAUCGGGAUGCGCAGCCUCCGGGUCCAGCGGGGUCUUCGGGAACCGGUCGCCGCAAGAUCGGCGAGGGCGCCGAUUCUCCGAUGGAUAACUCAACCCGUCGACCACUUCAACACCCGAGACAACCGCACCUGGUCCAUGAGGUACUACGAAAACGACCAGUUCCUAUCCGGUUCGAACCCACCGAUUCUGAUAAUGCUGGGUGGCGAGUGGGAAAUCACCACCGGAUGGCUGCAAUCCGGUCAAAUGUUCAACAUAGCUUCCGCCCACGGUGCGAUCAUGUAUUACACGGAGCAUAGAUACUACGGAGGAAGCCGCCCCACGGAGGACACGAGAUCCGAAAAUCUACAAUACCUGAACGUGGACCAGGCGCUUGCGGAUGUGGCGUACUUCAUAGAAGCCAAAAAGAAGGAGAGGGGACUGGAGAGCAGCAAGGUCGUCGUUUUCGGCGGUUCCUACGCCGGAAAUAUGGCAACUUGGGCGAGGCUCAAGUACCCCCAUCUCAUUCAGGGUGCACUGGCCAGCAGCGCUCCGGUAUUUGCGAAGGCCGAUUUUUACGAGUAUUACGAGGUCGUUACGGAGGCCCUCCGGAGGAGCGACUCCCGGUGUCCCCUAGCCGUGAACCAGGCGUUCGAGUCGAUCGAGGAGCUACUGCGGACCCCGAAGGGCCCCUCGAGGCUCUCCAAAUUUUUCCAGCUGUGCGAACCUCUGGACGCAACGAACUCUCUGGACGUCUCGAGUUUCGCGGAAGCCCUGGCCUCGAGUUUCGCGGGAGUCGUGCAAUACGACGAGGUCGAUUCUACGGGGAAGACGGGCGCUGACAGGAUAUGCGACGUGAUGACGUCGUCCGCCCUCGGGUCGCCCCUUCAACGCCUGGCUUACCUGACCCGGUUGACCUCGGACUGUCGGGACGUGAAAUAUCGCUCCACGGUCGAAUUCUACUCGGCCACCGAAUGGGAAUCGCCCGCCGUCUCGGGCUCCAUGCGUUCCUGGCUCUACCAAACCUGCGCGGAAUACGGUUACUACCAGACGGCCAAUUCGAACAAAUCGGUUUUCGGGAGCCUAUUCACCAUCGAGACGUACCACGAACUGUGCAAGGACCUCUACGGGGACUACUACACCCCGGCCCUCCUGGAGUCCGCGGUGAAGAGAACCAACAUAGUUUACGGCGGUAACAAUCCCGAUGUGAGGAACAUCAUCUUCGCCAACGGAGAUCUCGACCCCUGGCACGUCCUGUCCGUUCUCGAGGACGUCGGCCACUCGGCCCCCGCCAUUGUCGUGCCCGAUUCCUCUCACUGCCAAGAUCUCUACGGCGACGCGGCCACUGACUCGGCGAAAAUGACCGCGGCCAAGGCCAGGAUCCGAAAAAUCGUUGGAGAAUGGAUCGCUUCCUGAACAAUGUUUUUGCCACGCUCUACGCCUUCCGAUUUCUCAACCGCUCGGCGUAAACAAACGGCAGUCGUGAGUAACUUGUUUACCUGUAGAGUUUGAAUUUGGGGCAGGUCAAAAAAUAACUAUUAUGUAACCGAUUCAGGGAUGUGAAGAGCAUUAUAUAUAUAUAUAUUUUGUAUACUCGUACAAAAGUCUUGUGUUAGCGGUGUAUGAUAAAUUUCAAACGGAGAAAAAAUUGAUGAAGAAAAACUGAAACAUUUAUCGCGGUGCAACGCUGCGAUUCUAAUUAUCGCAGAUUGUCCGCUAUAAAUGUAUCAUAUACAUAUACGUAAUUAACAGUCGAUUCGCUUGAUUAGAAAAAUUCCUAAUAACUCACCGGUGCGUGGGAAAAAAAAAAAAAGUUUUUCGACAAACAAAUUUACAUCGAUCGUACAUCGAUAUUCUAUCUACAUCUACUGCUAUGUAUCACGCCAACGAUAUCUAUACAUAUAUUCUCGCUAUAUACCUAUGUACUUAUAAAGAUACUAAUUUCCAAACUCUACGAUGAUCCUUCCGAUCAUCGUCUUUUCUUUCAUUUUUUUCUCGUUAAACAAUUUGUACCAAUUUUGAUUCUAGUUUUUUCUCACGUCUGAUACCGCGACAAUUAAUCCUAGAAAAAGAAGAAAAAAAAAUACAACAUCUUUUAAUAAUAAUAAUUCUUUCAAGUAUAUUUAUAUUCAACACCUAUAGUUAUGUAAAUCAUCAACAGGUAACUUUAAUUAUUGUC
Messenger RNA from Athalia rosae (coleseed sawfly), 2508 nucleotides. Its product is annotated as thymus-specific serine protease-like. Bases 285 to 1745 code for a protein of 486 amino acids. NCBI's taxonomy places the organism in Eukaryota, Metazoa, Arthropoda, Insecta, Hymenoptera, Athaliidae. Gene Ontology annotation, molecular function: dipeptidyl-peptidase activity; serine-type exopeptidase activity. The transcript has 11 exons. Gene Ontology annotation, biological process: proteolysis. The record is from RefSeq and is a predicted model, not a curated record.